AUGGCAAGGAUAUUUAAAUUCUUUGUAUUUUUAUUAAUUGUUUUUAUAUCAAAUGUAUUACUAUUGGUAGAAUCAAAUGAAGGAGAUAAUUCAUUUUCAUCAAAAUCAAUUCAAUUAUCUUUAGUUUCAAAUUGGGGUGAAACACCUUCUUAUUUGGAAGCUGCAGAAUUUUUACAUAAUCAAGAUAAAUCAUUAUUUUGGAAAUUUAUUGAAGAAUUUAAUAAAAUUGAUUUCAGUACAAAUUAUAGCGAUAAAAUAUAUUAUGAAUCAACAAUUUCAUUAAUGAAAUCAGUUUUAUCAAGUAAUACCCAAUUUUUAAGUGAAUUCCUUAGUAUUGAUCUUGCAAUGAGAACUUAUUCACCAAGAGUUGAAACCUAUAGACAAUUAGCAAUUUCAAAUAUGAAAUUAAAUAAUAUUGAGCAUUCCAUCACCACUGCUGAUAAUAAAACCAUUACUCUUUUUAAUAGUGGUGGUUGGGUUCAAAUCAAAAAUAAAAUUAUAACAGAUGUAAAUGAAAUUAAUGAAUCAUUAUUUAAAGAUGUAGCAGUUGUCGACGAUGAAGAAAAUGAAUUUAUUAGAUUAUAUGAUUUUGACCAUAUUUUUCCAACACUUGCAAAUACUGUUUCAUCCUCAUCAUCAUCACCAUCAUCAAUUCCAAUUGUAAUUUUAUAUGUUGAUAUUAAGAGUGAAUUCUUUAAAUUGGUUCAUCCAAAAUUAAAACAAUUCUCUCAAAUGGGUAAAAUCAAAUAUUGUCUAAGAUAUGUUGUUCAAGAAUCAAAUCAAAAAUUAAAUCUUCAAGGUUAUGGUUAUGAAUUAUCAAUUAAAAAUUUAGAAUAUAAAGUUAUGGAUGAUUCUGCAAUUAAAAAAGAUAUAAUUAUUGAUGGUGUUAAAUCAAAAACUAUAAUUAAUAUACCAAAUGAAGAUGUACAAGGAUUUAAUUUUCAUAAAUUACAAAAGAGAAAACCAGAAUUAACAAGUAAAUUAUCAACAUUUAGAUCAUAUUUAAUGGCAAAGAGUCAAGAGGCUAAAGAAUUGAAAGUUUGGGAAUUGAAAGAUUUGGGUAUUCAAAGUGCUCAAAAAAUCAUUCAAUCAGGUGACCCAUUGAGAUCGUUGGAAUAUAUUUCUCAAAAGUUUCCAACACUUUCAAAUUCAUUAUCAAAGAUAACAUUAAACGAAUCAUUGAAAUCGGUGAUUGAGUCAAAUCAAAAGAUAAUCCCAUCCACUACUGACCAAACAUUGCUUUUAAACGGUCGUUUAAUAGACACGAAUGAACUUAGUCCAAUUGAAUUAUCAAGAAUCAUUUUAGAAGAGUAUGAACAUUCCACUACAAUCCAACAACAGGGUCCGCUAUCAUCAAAGACUGUACAGGAUAUAAUCUCUGCUCAAUUACCAAUUCGUAUUCAAUUAUUACCAACUAAAGAAGAACUAGAAUUGAAUGGUGGUAAUGAACCAUUUGUAUCUUUAAAUAAUUUAGAAUUGGAUUACAUUUACCGUCAAUGGGAGCCAAAAUUACAAUCAUCAGUAUUGGAUAAACCCGUAACUUCACCACAAGAUAUCUUUAUCAGAAAGAAUCUAUUAACAACCGUUAUUGUCUUGGAUUGGAAUAAUAUUAAUACAUUUGAAAUCAUACCUGAAAUUCAAGAAAUGGUACAAGGAAAUUCAUUAAUACCAACUAGAAUUCAAUUACUUUUUAAUACAAAAUCAAAUAAUAAUAAUAAUAAUAAUAAUAAUAAUAAUGAUCAAAAUUCACAAACAUCAAAUUUCAUUCAAGGUAAAGAUUUAGCAAAAGUUUUCCUUACUAUUAAAAAUUCAAAUUUAGGUAAUCGUGGUGCUUUCUUUUUCAUUACUGCUUUAAAUUAUUUUAAGAAAAUGUAUAUUCCAAAUGAACUUGGUAUUACAAGAUCUGUACUUUCAUCAUCAUUUCAAGCAGUUUUACAACAAAUGGGUGGUAGUGUUAGAUCUUUACAACAUGCAUUAACAAAUACUGAUUUUGAUAAUCUUUUAGAAAGUUCAAAUCAAUUAAUUGAAAGAUUAGAACUACUUGAUACAACAACAUCGCAAUCAACAACAACAACAACUACUACAAAAAUAUUACCAAAAGUAUUUGUAAAUGGUGUUCAAGUUAAAUAUUCAAAUAUUGAUCAAUUAUCAUUUGAUUUGUUAGUUUCAUUAUAUGAUGAAUUUGAUAAUUUAAAACCAUUAUUUAAAGAAUCAAUACUUUCAACAACAACAGCACAAUAUUAUGAAACAAUUUUAACAAGUUCAUAUUGGAAAGAUAAUAAUUUACCAUUUUUAAAAAAAUUAAAUUCAAUGAUUUCAAAUGAAAAAUAUUCACAUUUAAUUACAAAUUCAAAGAAUAGAAAUCAAGAAGUUGAUGCACAAAAUGUUUUAAAGAAUUUAUUAUAUUUUAGAAAUAAUGAGAAUAAAGAUGAACAAAAUUUAUUAAAUUUAAUUGUAAUUGGUGAUUUCGAUCAUUACAAUACUAGAGAUAUCUCAUUGGAAUUAUUAAGACAAUUGGAAAAGGGUGAAUUAAAAAAUUGUAAAUUAACAUUCAUUUCCAAUCCAAUCGAUAUCAAUAGUGUUGUCAAUACAGCCGGUAAUGAAAAUCAAAUUCUCGGUAAACUAAUCACAAUAUUAAAACACUAUGGUAAAAUAUUGACACCACAAUUGGUGAUUGGGUUAUUUGAAAAGGUUCAAUCCGAUCCAACAAUUAUCGAUUCUUUUAAAACGAUGAAACAAAUCAUAGAGUUGAGUGGAUUCGAUAUUGCUGCUAACGAUAUCUGGGUUGCACAAUCUGUUAAUCUUUUCAAACAAAGUUCAAAAGUUUGUAAACAAUAUCUUGGUAUCCAAUCAACAAAUAAAUCACCACUUUCAAUACUUGUAAAUGGUAGAAUUAUUACACCACCACUAUCAUAUGAUGACGCUGCAUCAUUCAUUCAAUCUGAUUUUAAAUUACUCUUAGAAAUUGAAAUGAUUAAAGCUAAAAAAACUUUUGAAUUAUUAAAUUCUGAUCCAAUUUUAAAAGAUAAAUCAAAUUUAAAAAUUAGUGAUCUUUUAAAUAAAGUUCAAUCAUUAGUUGGUUAUUAUUAUAAUGGUAACAAUCAAUUAGAUUCAAAUAUUAAAAGAAAAAGAAUUCCAAAUUCAUUAUCAAUUUCAUUUAGUCAUAAACCACCAACUUUAUCAUCAUCAUCAUCAUCUUCUUCUUCAAAUUCAAAUGAUGUACCAUUAAAAUUUUUAAUGAUUAUUAAUCCAUUUAAUAAAGUUUCACAAAAAUUAGUACCAAUGGUUAGAGAAUUUUCAAAUAAAUUAAAUAUACCAGUUGAUGUAAUUUUAAAUCCACCUGUAUCAUUAUCAGAAUUACCAUUAAAGACUUAUUAUACUUAUGUUAUUAAGCUAUCAAGUGAAUUUAAUAAUGAAAAUGUACUUUAUAAUCAACCAUUAGGUAUUGCAACUGAUAUUCCAGAGGAUCGUGUUGUAACAUUGGCUUUGGAUAUACCAUCAAGUUGGUUAGUUCAACCAAUCAUUGCCAAGUAUGAUCUUGAUAAUAUUCGUCUAAAAGAUUUAGGUGAUGAACAAGUUUUAACUGCAGUUUAUGAAUUGGAGAAUAUAGUUAUCGAGGGUAGUGCCAAUGAUAUGACAACUGAUAACGCUCCAGCAGGUUUAGAAUUAUUAUUAAACCCAAUUUCAACACAAACAAAUAAAACUCAAGAUACUAUAGUUAUGAAUAAUUUCGGUUAUUAUCAAUUGAAAUCCAAUCCUGGUAUUUGGAAAUUAACAAUUGCUCCAGGUAGAUCCUCUGAUAUAAUGGAUAUGGUUGAUCAUCCAAAUCAAAAAGAAAAGGAAACCUUUGUAAUUGUACCACAUCGUUUGGUUGUAAUCGAUAGUUUAUAUCAAUCAUUAUCAUCUCUAUCGGUGGUUCGUAAAGCUGGUCAAGAAUUAAGACCAAUACUUCAACCAAUUGAUGAAUAUGAAAAACAAAAAGAACAAGAAAAAGAACAAAAAUUAAAACAAAAUAGUAGUGGCUUCUUUUCAAAUCUUUUCAGUUCAAAGAAUGACGCAACAGAUAGUGUCGCUACUCAUCAAAAGAAAUCAAAUUUAGAUACAAUUCAUAUUUUUUCAGUUGCAAGUGGUCAUCUUUAUGAAAGAUUUUUAAAGAUUAUGAUGUUAUCCGUCGUAAAGAAUACUGAAUCACCAAUUAAAUUUUGGUUUUUAAAGAAUUAUUUAUCACCAGCUUUUAAAGAAUUCAUACCAGAGAUGGCAAAAGAGUAUGGUUUCCAAUAUGAGUUGGUAACUUAUAAAUGGCCAUGGUGGUUACGUAAACAAACUGAAAAACAAAGAAUCAUUUGGAGUUAUAAGAUCCUCUUCCUUGAUGUACUCUUCCCAUUGGAUGUACCAAAGAUUAUUUUCGUUGAUGCUGAUCAAGUAGUUCGUACCGAUUUGAAAGAACUUUGGGAUAUGGAUCUCCAUGGCGCCUCAUUAGGUUACACACCAUUUUGUGACUCAAAUAAGGAUACCGAAGGUUUCAGAUUCUGGAAAUCUGGUUAUUGGAGACAACAUUUAGCUGGUCGUUCCUAUCAUAUCUCUGCUCUCUACGUCGUUGAUCUUGUUAGAUUCCGUCGUUUAGCAGCUGGUGAUCAACUUAGAGCAACCUAUGAUCAAUUAUCGCGUGAUCCAAAUAGUUUAGCCAAUCUUGAUCAAGAUUUACCAAAUUAUCUUCAACAUUAUGUUAGAAUUCAUUCGUUACCACAAGAAUGGUUAUGGUGUGAAACUUGGUGUGAUCAAGAAUCAAAAUCAAAAGCUAAAACCAUUGAUCUUUGUAAUAAUCCUCUCACAAAAACUCCAAAACUUGAAAAUGCUGUUAGAAUCAUUGAUGAAUGGACAACACUUGAUAAUGAAGCAAAAGAAUUUGAAUUAAAAAUUGAUCAAUCAAAACAUCAUCGUCAAAUUGAAUUAGAUCAUCAAAAUCAAUUACCAAAUUCAAAACCAAUUGAAAAUAUUGAUGAUAUUUUAUUAAAUUUAGCUGAAUCUCAAAAAGAUUUAUUUUAA
Dictyostelium discoideum AX4 is the source of this 5046-nucleotide messenger RNA. RefSeq lists its product as hypothetical. The record is from RefSeq and is a predicted model, not a curated record. The coding region runs from base 1 to 5046 and encodes 1681 amino acids. Gene Ontology annotation, biological process: UDP-glucosylation; glycoprotein biosynthetic process. Gene Ontology annotation, cellular component: endoplasmic reticulum lumen; endoplasmic reticulum-Golgi intermediate compartment. The transcript is spliced from 3 exons. Gene Ontology annotation, molecular function: UDP-glucose:glycoprotein glucosyltransferase activity. Lineage: Eukaryota; Evosea; Eumycetozoa; Dictyosteliales; Dictyosteliaceae.